Molecule: messenger RNA, 1479 nt
Organism: Aureobasidium melanogenum CBS 110374
Lineage: Eukaryota; Fungi; Ascomycota; Dothideomycetes; Dothideales; Saccotheciaceae
Exons: 1
Coding region: 1-1479 (492 amino acids)
Biological process (GO): SNARE complex assembly
Cellular component (GO): lytic vacuole; endosome
Molecular function (GO): SNARE binding
Source: RefSeq, a predicted model, not a curated record
AUGGAAUGUACUGUGUGCUCUACAGUCUUCCCUUCUCGUGGGCAACCAACAUGCAUCUCGUGCGCUCGAGCGCUGGUAUAUCAGGCACGGCUGGACAGAUUGGCAGAUCUGCUCAAUAUCGAGACCCUUCGCAAACAGGUCAACUCUAUCAUCUCACCGUUAUCACAUCACUCCUUGUCUCCAUCGUCCUCGGACCUGGAGGUAGUAGACCUUACAGAGGGCUCCAAGAAGCAUGCUCAUGCCCAGAUUUUGCAAGAAAGCCAGGCUACACGAUUGCGCUGCACCGUCAUCAAUGAGCAGGUCAACCUUCUCAAGCAGCAAAUAGAACAAGCUCGUAGAGAAAACGCCUCACGCCAGCUUGGUAUCAAACAGAGACAUGCUGAGAUAGUCCGCGAGAGAGCUGAGAUGACCAGCCGCGUCCCUCAGUUACUCGAACCACUGCAUGCAACUAUCCGCCGAAGUCAGCGAAGACUCGACAAGGUACAAGCACGCACCCUCGAGGGUAGAACCAAAUUAUGUCAAGAAACUGCAAGGCUGGCAGGACUACAGCAAAAACGACGUCGCUUGCCAGACGGCACCAUCAUGUACGACCAUGCCAUUGGUGGCAUCCCCGUCACAGACCUGCGCCAUCUCAAUUCUGCGCAACCUCAACUCAUUAACGCCUCACUCGCCAAUAUAUGCCGCCUCUUAAUCACAUGUUGUCAUUAUCUUUCUGUCCGCCUUCCAGCUGAGAUCACUCCUCCUCAUGCAAGCUAUCCUCAUCCCACUAUCUUCUCCCUGCAAUCUUCCUACCAGGGCUUUGAACUUCCCUUCCCAGGCUCCUCGUCGACUCCGUCAUCAUCGCGUACCCUGGAUCAACGUCCCUUACCCAAACCACGACUCCUCCAUCUGGAUCGUCCGUUAGUCGCUCUUUACAAGGAGGAUCCUGCUAGAUACAACCUUUUCAUUGAAGGCAUCUCGUUGCUAGCUUGGAACGUCGCUUGGCUCUGCACUUCCCAGGGCCUCAAUCUCUCCAGUGCAUAUCAGGCAGUUUGUCCCAUAGGACUGAAUCUCUUCACACUAUUCCGUGAACAUACCAAUAGAAGCUCGGCUCCGCAGACAACCAAUGCGGAACAUCUCACGCGCACGAAUCAGCCAUUCGGUCAGUUCUCCCAUGCUAGCCCGCGUCAAGCCCCUGCUUCGAUCGAAGCUCUCGAUGCGAUGCGUAAUUGGCGAGCUGCUUCUUUUGCUCGGUUCCUCGACAAGAUCAAGCAAAUUCUUCUACAAGACAUGUCGGGUGCCGAAUGGGAGGUCAUCUCCGGAGAUGACUUUGAACAAGAGGAGGCGGUGCUUGUAGGAGGCUCCAGAAGCUCCCGCGUAGCUACCUCGGGCGGUCUGUCUUCCGCAAGGCGGGUCCCUGAGUCUGAGGAUGCUGGAGAGGAUGGCAACAAAGGGUAUCUGAAGUUGAAAAGCCGUACAGGAGAGGGCGGACGAUCAUAG